UCGUAAUUGAAAACAAUCAAAAUAGAUAGUUUGAUUCCCAUAAUCCAUUAUUUGAUCUAGCUUUCUAAAAACUAAAAAAAUAUAAUAAAAUUCUAAACUGUACUCAUUCAACCAAAUUAAGAUUUCUUAAUAGAAAAAUCUAUUUUCAGUGAUGAAUAUUUCUUAAAUCAUUUAAAGUAUGCUGAUAUAUUUAGUAUAACUGUAUCUUUUUAAUUCCUAAAAGAAUUUAGCUCUAUUAAAUCAAGUACUUACUUAAUAAUAGAAGACAUAUAACCCCAAAAUAAUUUAAAGGAAAAAAGUAAUUUGUUGUAAUUCUACCAAUAAUAAAUUAAAGAAAUCUGCAAAGUAGAUUUAAAUUUAGACUUAGACUUAGAAAUUCAAGAUAAUAUGACAUCAAUGCAUUAAAAUUAAUAAGAAAAUAAUGAAUCAUCAUAAUAUAGAAGUUUUUUUUAAUUUGCAAAUAAUUUAAGCUUAUAAAAUGAACAAUCAACAUUAACUUAAAUCCUCAAUAGUGUAACAAUAAACUAAAAUUCUAUGUAUAAAUAAAAUGGAUAAGCUCUCAAGAAUAACAUCAGUGAAUUAAAAAAAGUAAAAUAGAAUAAAGUAACUACAUUCACAAGUAACUCUCCAAGAUAAAAUUAUGAAUUUAUGCUUGCGAGUCCAGUAGCACUUUAAAUGUAGUAAAUAAAUGUUUAAUUAGAAAAAUCGGCGGAAUUAAAUUCAAAAUUCUAAAACUUUGCAUAAAUUAGCUAAAAUCAAGAAUUUUAAUCUUUUAGUAAGAUUUAAACUUAGAAAUCGGCUGAGAAAUAGUCAAUUUUAAAUUAGAAUGACAAAUUCAAUUUUAACUAAUUUGAAGUAAAUCUUGAAAAUGUUCAGCCAAGCAUGGAUGCUGGACAAGACAAUUUAACUUCUUAGAUUUAAAAAUAAAUAACUGAUAUUGCUCCACUAUCUAGUAAGCGCGGUUUGAUUUAAACAGUAACAUCUCCAUUAAAAAAAAAACAUAAAUGCAAAAAAUCAAUGAAAAGAGAGUUAAAGACUAAAAAUAUUCAAAUAAAAGUUUUUAAACAUAAUAAGAGGUAAAUAAAUUAUAAUAAUAGAAUAUUGAUAUUUAAUCUAUGUCUUCUUCCUCAAACAGUGUAUAAACACGAUUAGUUUUUGAAAAUAUACACAAAAAAAGUCAGAUGAGAUAUCUUAAAAUAAUAAAUGCUUUCGGAAUAUUAUCAGCUUUAGCUAUUCUUUCUUUGACAUUGUUAGCAUUUUUUAACUUUCUUACAAGCUUAGUUUCUCAAAGAGAAAACUUCAAAUACAUUAACUGGAUUUAUAUGAUUAACGUACAAAUUAGUUAUUCCCUUUCAGAGCAUAAUAUUAUUCUGCUAAACUAAUAAAACCUUUUAUCUACGCCAGCUGGUCAAUACUAACCUUUCAUGGAUCUAUUAAAUGAAUAAAAAUAAUCAAGGAUAUCGCUGAGUAAACAACAUAUGAAUUUACUUUAUAAUAAUACUAACAAAGAUAUAGAAGUUUUUAAUAUUAUUUAAAAUAAUUAUAUCAUUUAAAAUAUAUAUCAAAGCAAUACUAUAUCCUAAUAGUAAAAUCUUUCAAUGAUAUAUUCAAUACUCUUAUAGAUUUUUGGGAUAUUUUAUUUUGUUUCUAACAAUGAUCCUUUAGGAAUAAUAAAAAAAUAAAAUGAGUUAAACUAUCCAGCUUUAAAUGAAAAAGUUCAAUCUGUUUUUUCUCAGAUGAAUGAUAACUAUUAAAACUAACUUUCAUCCAUUAAAAGUCAAAGUCUUAUUUAAUUAUAUGUUAUUACCUUUAUCAUGCUUCUUUUUUUGAUUAGUGUCAUACCAAGUUAUAUCUUCUCUAAAAAGAAAUAGCAAUAAAUUUUAGAACUCUUUGCAACUUUUGAUAGGCUACAAUUGAAAGACAUUAUUGAUCAGAUAACUCAUUAACUAUAAUUUUACUCAAUUGAUCAAAAAUAAAAUGUUAUUAAAUACGAAAAUAAAGUUUCUAAUCGUUAAUUUUAAAAUCAUCAUGCGAACUCUGAAAAAAAAUUAAAUAUUAGUAAAACUUCUUCUUUAAAAUACUCUUUAAAGAAAUUAAUAGUGGCAUUAAUUUUAAUAUUUUGCUCAACAACAAUUUAUCCAAUAAUAAAUUAUUUUAUUGUGAAAUAAUUUAUUGAUAAUUCUAUUGUUAUUUACAAUUUUAAUAAUGUUGUCUGUGCUUCUUAUUUUGCAGUAUUAAACUCAUUAAGAGCUAGAUAAGGCCUUGCUAUGGCAUUUUUAAUACCUUAACAAUAAGCUCUGUCUAUUUAAACUUAUCAAGGAAUUCUAAAUUAGCUUUCCGUUUAGAUAAAUGAAUUACCUAACUUACUAAAAGAAAACCUUGAAAAAAUAUGUUCAACAAGUUUACAUAAUUAAGAAAUAUUUGAUGAUUUUUUGACUAAUGUAUUUACUAAUAACGCUUGUGAUACUAUUAAUAAAUACACUUAAUAUCAAAAUGGAGAUUUUUUGUUUGAUUAAUGCAAUACUGUCGGUAAGGGCUCUCUUAAAUCAGGUCUUCUUAAUG
This is a messenger RNA of Tetrahymena thermophila SB210, 2562 nucleotides long. Its product is annotated as transmembrane protein, putative. The record is from RefSeq and is a predicted model, not a curated record. NCBI's taxonomy places the organism in Eukaryota, Ciliophora, Oligohymenophorea, Hymenostomatida, Tetrahymenidae. The annotation marks the transcript as partial. The transcript is spliced from 3 exons.